This is a messenger RNA of Neodiprion fabricii, 2462 nucleotides long. RefSeq names its product beta-1,3-galactosyltransferase brn (gene brn). NCBI's taxonomy places the organism in Eukaryota, Metazoa, Arthropoda, Insecta, Hymenoptera, Diprionidae. The record is from RefSeq and is a predicted model, not a curated record. The transcript has a single exon. Gene Ontology annotation, cellular component: membrane. Gene Ontology annotation, molecular function: hexosyltransferase activity; UDP-glycosyltransferase activity. The coding region runs from base 320 to 1588 and encodes 422 amino acids.
ACUACUGCGGCCUCAGAUUGUAUCGUACGUCAUCUGAUGUUGACAAUUGAACCUACACGUUACGCCCAUUGAGCUAACAUCAAUAUCCGCAGUUAAGUUUUCGGCGGAAUCCUAACCUAUAGAUUUGAAAUUUAUCUCGAAUUUAAUGAAUACUUAAAACGGGGUGUGUUUAUCGUUGAUAACGAUCGUAGGACUGUGCCUUGUCAAGACAAUCAAUGAGAAAUAGACUUCUUUUAUUCUCUAUUUUUGUAUUUCUUUAGCGUAAAAAAACUAAAGUGACACCAAGUGACGUUCGAAUGUUUUAGUUUAUCAAAGAACAAUGUUUUGCAUAUUACAACCGCUUUUACGAAAGCUCUACAUCCUCUUGUCAAAGAUAAAAAUAAAAUACGUUUGUUUCGGUUUCAUUGUGAUCGCCACGCUCGAUUUUUUCGGCGUAUUCCACCACGCUUUUGAGACAUCCUAUCACGAUUCAUUUACGUAUCCGUACUACGGUGAGAUCCACGAAUUCGUAGCACAACUUCGUAAUAAUGAGAAACCGGAUGUGGAACCGAUCAACGAUUAUAAUUACACUUUCAUCUACGACCUCAAAGAAAAGUGCAUUGAGUACGAGCACAGUAAUCUGCGUUUGGUUUUUCUGGUGAAAUCGGCGGUAAACAAUUUCGACAGACGAAUUGGAAUCCGGAAUUCAUGGGGCUUUGAAAAACGGUUUUCUGAUGUGCCGAUAAAGACUGUGUUCCUGGUAGGCAGAUCACCAGAGAAUCCAGAAUUGGAGGCACGUCUGAAAGCUGAGGCGAUAAAGCACAAAGAUAUCGUACUGAUCGAUUUUAUCGACACCUACUUCAAUAAUACCAUAAAAACAAUGAUGGGAUUCAAAUGGGCAGUGAAAUACUGUCAGAAUUCAAAAUUCUAUAUGUUUGUCGACGACGACAUGUAUGUUUCCCUCAAAAACGUUCUCAGGUAUGUUAGACACCCGACUGGCUACCCCGACUACCUGAAGGAUCCUAAAGGACCGGAACACUUAGGGCUUUCCAAAGGUUCCAAAAAACAUCUGUAUGCUCGGAUGCGUCGGGCAACCGUUAGGGAAAAAAUAAUUGCCAGAAAGAAACCUGGGUGGAUCUUGCAUAACAAAACUUUACACCCAAGUGCAGUAGGCAUUUCAAGGAACAGGACCAAGAGGCAGAUAUUUGAUAUUGAACUACCGGAAGAUGUUCGCUUAUUUACCGGGUAUGUUUUUGUCUCUGCGCCACACAGGCACAGGACCUCCAAGUGGUAUGUUUCCUUGGAUGAAUACCCUUACCAUCUAUGGCCGCCAUAUGUAACUGCCGGAGCUUAUAUUCUCUCAAAAGAAGCGCUGCUUGAUAUGUACUAUGCCAGCUUUUACACCAAGCAUUUCAGGUUCGAUGAUAUCUACUUGGGACUAGUUGCCAAGAAGAUAGAUAUCGAACCUUUUCAUUGCGACGAUUUUCAUUUUUAUAAAAAAGAUUAUACAAAGUACAAUUAUAAGUAUGUCAUUGCUUCUCAUGGGUAUGGUGAUCCGAACGAACUAUUGAGAGUAUGGAACGAACAGAAAGCUUUGGGAUAUGCUUAGAUAUUCAGAUAAUCGAGUGGUAUAUUUAUACUUUGACUCUUCUGUAAUGGAGGUUUGAGAUCUGAAAUCGAAUCUUUUCAUUUGAUUUUGUUUUUUGGGCUCGUUCUAAUGCCUACGAUCCAUGCAAAAGCCGUAAUAGUUAUUUUUGUUGUGCAAUAUUCAACUAAAAAGAUUCCAGUAUAUGUAAGAUAUUGUUCUCAAAAUCGUGUUAGGUACUUCAUUAGGUGCUAAUUGCAGUAUUCUGUGAUUUAAGAUGUGAAAGUUAACGUCAAGGGUCUUGAAAUUUUUUUAGCUAUCAUUAAGUUUAGUGUGUAAUAACGUCUUUCUUCAAUUUAAAAAUAUAUUGGUUCAAUGUUUAUUUGUCUAUCAUAUAAAAUUUCAUAUUCAUCUAACUUUAAAUUUAGAAUAGCUGCCUUUGUCCAUACAUAUUCCCACUGGAAUAUGGGUAUUCUUUACGUUGCUCGAGUAUCAACAUGUUUUUAGAUCCUUUUUACUUUUUGUUUUACUUUUGUAUUAAAGUCAUAUUAGUAUGUAGUCAUGAUUUAAUUGUAAUGUCAUUAAAAUUACUUAUAAUUGUUAAUCUUAAAAAUAAAGCUUUAAAUGUAUCAUUGUAAACUUAGUACAAAAAAACAAAGACCUCAGAAAUGCUAUAUCAGUUAAUUAUGAAGUGAAUUCUAUAAGUCUUGAUGUUGAGAGAAAUAUUAAACAAUAGCAAGACUGAGCAUCUAUAUGUACUAUUCCAAUUGAAAUCAUUUUACAGUUGCUGAUAAAACUUGUAUUGUGUCUAUUUAUGGAAAGAAAGUGGACCUUGAAAAUGCUCUAAUACUGAACAUUAUAUAUUCUACGAGCUUGAAGUUAGUAAUCUUAAGAUAAU